AUGUCAUGCAUACCAGAUAAUUAUUAUACAAAAAUAUAUAUCAUAUUUCAGGCUGACAUUUGUCAUGCAUACCAGAUAUUACACAGUCAUGGUAUACCUGAUGAAAGAAUUGUUGUUAUGAUGUAUGAUGAUAUUGCAGAUAACAGAGAAAAUCCUGUAAAGGACAACAUCAUCAACAGACCUGAUGGCCCAAAUGUCUACCAAAAUGUGUUAAAAGAUUACACAAAAAUGGAAGUGAACCCAGAAACAUUUAUAAAUGUUUUGAAAGGAGAGAAAGAUAAAGUUAAUGGGAAAAAAGUCAUUGACAGUGGUCCCAAGGAUCAUGUGUUUGUUAACUUUGUUGAUCAUGGUGGACCUGGUAUCUUGGGCUUUGGCAGUAAAAUGUUGAAGGCACAAAAGUUGAUGGAUGCCAUCAUGUACAUGCAUGACCAAAAAAGAUAUAAAAAACUGGUGAUUUACGUAGAGGCUUGUGAAUCAGGAUCCAUAUUUUAUGAUCUCUUACCUAAAGAUAUUAAUGCAUAUGUUACAACAGCCUCUAAUGCCCAUGAAUCAUCAUAUGCGUGUUAUUUUGACAAGACUCGAAAGACAUACCUCGGUGAUGUUUAUAGUGUUAAAUGGAUGGAGGAUUCUGACAAGGAGGAUUUGAAGUCAGAAACUUUACAGAAACAAUUCAUGAUUACAAAGUCUGAGACUAAUACAAGUCAUGUACAGGAGUUUGGAGACAUGAGUAUAGGAGAUAUGACUGUUGCAGAGUUUCAAGGAAUGCAGGCAGCAAAGGGAGAUAAAUUCAGAAAAGCACCCCCUAGACCUAAAGAUCCCUGUGAAGAUGCUGUGAAGUCUGAAGACGUUCCCCUGGAGAUUCUACGACGCAGUCUGAACCUUGUGGAGUCGAAAGAAGAAGCUCAAGAACUAGAGGCAAAAAUACAAGCUAUCAACAAGGAGCGAUACAUUGUUAAUAAAACUGUAAAGAUGAUUGUUGGUAUAGCAACAGAUGAUCAUGUGACCUCUACUAACAUGAUGGAAACACGCAGUCAUAUUCAGGACUGGGAAUGUUAUGAGCAGGUUCUUGAUUUCCUGGAUGAAAAUUGUGAUGAUCACCUUAAUAUUCCAGAGAAUGAUUAUGCUCUGAGAAAGUUGUACAUGUUUGUAAACAUGUGUGAAGAAAGGAUUCCAGUUGCCACCAUAACAAGUGCCAUAGAAAAGGUCUGCCUUGAUGCAACUGUGCUGGAAGACUAAAUCAAGUUUCUGCAGGACCAAGAAUAAACAACCUGACAUUUAAAGUACAUUCUGUAAUGAUAAAUCAGCACAUAUAAAUGGUUGUUUACAUCAUCAUCAUUAUAUGAUUUAUUGUUAUCCAAUUAUUGACUAUUAAGUCCAUGAAGUGUCCAGAGUAAUUUUGAAAAACAAUAUCUUUUAAUAUCUGAAACAUUAACAAGCUUAAUAUAAUGGAAAAAUAUCUUGAAUAAAUUAAAGGCUGAGUUAUAAAGAGUCUAUAGGAAAUUAGACUUUUAUGUUUUUGUAUACAUGAUAUUCUAUAUGUUGAAUGAAGGUGUAAUGUUUGUUACGUUUUUAUCCAAAAGUCUUCCUUAUAACGUGUACCUAUUUCUUUUUUACAGAAGGUCAAUUAUUUUACAGUUACUGUAAGGAGAGAUCAAUGAAACAUUUUACAUAUAUUACAUCAUGGAAUUUGAUUUUCUGUUUUGAAUAAUUUUUAAAUUUCAAUGUUUACAGAUAUAUACAUAUAUCAGAUAUAAUAUCUAGCACGUGUCAUGGAAUGUGAUUUCGUGCAACAGUUCUCUGUGAUAGACAUUUGUUUUACUAAUAUUAUUAUAGGUAGCAGUAAAAACUGAUAUUUAUUACUAGAUUUUGUAUAUUUAUAACAGUAUUUUUAUAUCUAAAGGUUGCUUUUACUGCUGAUAAUGUGUUGUUGUUAUGCUACUAGUGUCAGAGUUGAUAUUCUUUGUAACUAGGUUGUAACUUAUGACGAAAGAACAAUGUAGUAAAAUUCUUAUAACAUUCCAUUAUUUUACAAUAACUUAAUUACUAUUUUAUUGAAAUAUAUCGUUUUUUUUCUUCUACAAUAAUGGCUAUGUUCAUUUAUGAUAUGUUAUGGCCAUGCAUGUGAGGUUAAAAGAAUAAGUGUGACGGGCUAAGCAAGCUACUCAAUUCUCUCGGGAAAAAACCUAUCAACAGUGAUAAAAAAGUGCAAACCUAACACCUUGUAUGGCAUAAUACUGAAUAGAAUACGUUUUAAUGACUUAUGUUGGAUAUUUAAAGAGUGAAAGAACUGUGUUGAUACAUAAUUGAAGGAUUUUUCAACUUCUACACGCCUUUGGAAUUAAUACCAGAUGUUUAAUAGCACUUUACUUCAUAUUGAUCUCGCAUUAUGUAUUUAUGUAGUGCUGAUGAUAACUUUUGGUAGCAAAAAAAAAUGAGCCGUGUCAUGACAAAACCAACAUAACAGGUUUGCGACCAGCAUGGAUCCAGACCAGCCUGCGCAUCCGCGCUGUCUGAUCAGGAUCCAUGCUGUUCGCUUACAGACCCUAUAUCAAGUAGAGAAACUGAUAGGGAACAGCAUGGAUCCUGAUCAGACAGCGCGGAUGCGCAGGCUGGUCUGGAUCCAUGCUGGUCGCAAACCCAUUAUGUUGGUUUUGUCAUGACGCGGCUCAAAUGAUAAACUUACAUGUUGGUGUAUAAUUACAGAAUCUUAUAUUGUAAUUAAAUAUGUUUCUUGUUGUAUUUUGAUAAUUUUGUAGAGAAAAACUGUGCAAUAGCAAUGAUCUGUAUGACUGAUGGAUUUAACCAUUGUAAUAAAGGUUGUUAUAUCAUAUA
Messenger RNA from Ruditapes philippinarum (Manila clam), 2832 nucleotides. RefSeq names its product legumain-like. The coding region runs from base 1 to 1236 and encodes 411 amino acids. Lineage: Eukaryota; Metazoa; Mollusca; Bivalvia; Venerida; Veneridae. The transcript is spliced from 11 exons. Gene Ontology annotation, molecular function: cysteine-type endopeptidase activity. Gene Ontology annotation, biological process: vacuolar protein processing. The record is from RefSeq and is a predicted model, not a curated record.